Molecule: messenger RNA, 1894 nt
Organism: Eutrema salsugineum
Lineage: Eukaryota; Viridiplantae; Streptophyta; Magnoliopsida; Brassicales; Brassicaceae
Product: ethylene-responsive transcription factor 6
Exons: 6
Coding region: 82-1653 (523 amino acids)
Biological process (GO): regulation of DNA-templated transcription; protein deubiquitination
Molecular function (GO): DNA binding; DNA-binding transcription factor activity; deubiquitinase activity
Source: RefSeq, a predicted model, not a curated record
AAACCUUUCCUUCUCAAUUAAUCAUCUUCCUCCUUCGAUUCUCUGUUUUCUCCAAAUUUUACAAAAAAUUCGACCUCGAAAAUGGCCACGCCUAGCGAAGCAUCAGCUCUUUUCUUCAUCAAGAAGUAUCUUCUCGACGAACUUUCUCCGGUGCCUACUCUCACCACCAAUCGAUGGAUGAACGAACCGGUAGCUCCAGAAUCAAGCUCCGAUUUUUCAAUCUUCGGUUCAUUUGAUCAAACCGGUUUCGAUUUUCCUGAUUUCGAGACUAAACCGGAGAUAAUCGAUCUCGUGACGCCCAAGUUCACCGAGGAGGUGAAAGCUGAAAUUCCACUAGCAUCGAGCGAUUCCUUCACCUUCCAAUCGAAUCCACGCGCCGUUUCCGGUUCAAUUGCGCAAUCGAACCGGAAACCGCCGUUGAAGAUCGCACCGCCGAACAGAACCGAGUGGAUCCAAUUCGCAACCGGAAAUACUCAACCGGAACAGCUUCCCGGACCGGAAGCCGCGGAAGGGAAGAGGCAUUACAGAGGAGUGAGGAUGAGGCCGUGGGGGAAAUUCGCGGCGGAGAUAAGAGAUCCGAACCGUCGAGGAACUAGGGUUUGGCUCGGGACGUUUGACACGGCGAUCGAAGCCGCUAGGGCUUACGAUAAAGCGGCGUUUACACUCCGAGGGUCAAAGGCGAUUGUCAAUUUCCCGCUUGAGGUUGAGAUGUGGAAUCCACGCGAUGACGUUGGCCAGAAUAAACGGAAGCGAGACGGAGAGGAGGAGGAAGAUGUGACGGUGGCUGAGAAAGUGCCUAAGACGGAGGAGAGUGACGCCGUUGAGAAAACGACGUCAAGUUUGACGGCGAUUGAUGACUGGGACUUGACGGAGUUUCUGAGCAUGCCGCUUUUAUCACCGUUAUCUCCGUUUGGUUAUCCACAAUUGACUGUUGUAGGAGGAACUGGGUAUCUGUGGAUUGGUUGCUUUGUGUGUAAAAUGUGGGUGCCUACUUUAAGCUCAAGCUCAUGCUCAAGUGAGGAGAGGGAAGAGAACAGUGGAGAAGCCGGGCUUUCGCCGGUUUACCUCAACGUGUAUGAUCUAACGCCUGUGAACAAUUACCUCUAUUGGUUUGGUAUCGGAAUUUUCCAUUCUGGAAUCGAGGCUCAUGGUUUCGAAUAUUGCUAUGGAGCUCAUGAGUAUCCAACGAGUGGGGUAUAUGAGGUGGAGCCUAAGAGCUGUCCAGGGUUCGUCUUUAGACGGUCGGUUUUGUUGGGAAGUACCAGCAUGUCCCGUUCAGAUUUCCGCUCAUACAUGGAGAAGCUUUCAAGAAAAUACCAUGGUGACACUUACCAUUUGAUUGCCAAGAACUGUAACCAUUUCACCGAAGAAGUAUGCUUGCAGCUUACCGGAAAGCCUAUUCCAGGAUGGAUUAAUCGCCUGGCCCGUGUAGGUUCGUUCUGUAAUUGUCUUCUACCAGAAAGCAUUCAGCUUACAGCUGUUAGUGCUCUUCCCGAACGCCUUGAAUUCUCUGAUGAUGAGGAAUCAAACUCAGAGGCAUCUUCAGUGUCAGAUGAAGAAGAAUCAGAGCGGAAACUAAUAAAUGCAGCAGACAGAGAGAUUGUGUAUCUACAAAACAAACCGGUAAGACUUACCAGAGAGGAGACUCCCUGAGUAACCAACCAGCGUCGGUUUACUCCUGAAGCAAGUAACCAAACCAGUCAUCAGAGAGCUUGCAGAGUGUAAAACAAUGUAGCCAUGGAGGGAGUAAGUGAUGUUUGGUUUUGUCUCCUUAUUGCUGCGCUUCUUCUGUCGGAAAUAUUUGUUUAGUAUAUUCUUCUCAUUUUAGGAAUGUAUAAAACAUAUUCCAGAUUUUAUCAAAUUCAGACCACCCUUUUGCAGUUAAAAGGCUAAA